AAUAGGUUCCUCCCUCAGCAGAUAAAACCAGCCCUGCCAGGACCCUGCAGCUCUGGCAAGGAGCCCAGCCCCAGGAUCCCGUUCUGUGAUCCGGAAAGAACACAGACCACCCGCCAUGGAGUUUCGGCUGAACUGGGUGGUCUUGUUUGCUCUCUUACAAGGUGUCCAGGGUGAGGAGAAGCUGGUGGAGUCUGGAGGAGGCCUGGUGCAGCCUGGGGGGUCUCUGAGACUCUCCUGUGUCGGCUCUGGAUUCACCUUCAGUAGUUAUAGCAUGAGCUGGGUCCGCCAGGCUCCAGGGAAGGGGCUGGAGUGGCUGGCAGGUAUUUAUAGUAGUGGUAGUAGCACCUACUACGCAGACUCUGUGAAGGGCCGAUUCACCAUCUCCAGCGACAACUCCCAGAACACGGCCUAUCUGCAAAUGAACAGCCUGAGAACCGAAGACACGGCCCGGUAUUACUGUGCAAGAGGCACAGUGAGGGGAAGGCAAUGUGAGCCCAGACACAAACCUCCCUGCAGGGACACAGGGUCUGGGCUGCAGGGGGCACUCAGGACCCACAACCACUAUGUGUCCAAUACACUCUCCUUCGACGGAGGUGAAGCCUGCAUCCUGUUCUGCUCUGUGGGUGACAUGUUGCUUCAGGGGACAAGUGGGUCCAGCAGGAGGAGCACAAGUGCAGACACAAGGAGGGACUCCCAGCACGUGUGUGUCCUUGGAGACGCCACAGAACGCUACGCCCCUGGAAAUCAGAAUGGCCCACGAGUGACAGGUGUCUACCGUGACGAAACUGAUGCAAUGAAGAGACAUCUUCGUAAAGGCCAUCCAACCGACCAGCAUCAGGACCCUCAUGCCUGCCUUGGGCACCUGCCACUUUGA
Messenger RNA from Sus scrofa (pig), 874 nucleotides. NCBI's taxonomy places the organism in Eukaryota, Metazoa, Chordata, Mammalia, Artiodactyla, Suidae. The record is from RefSeq and is a predicted model, not a curated record.